GAGAUCAACUUACAAGACUUAUAUGGGCCAAAUUGUAUGACUAUCAUGUUAAAGCUGAAAGCAAUUGGUUCCUUUACAAGCUAUGCCAAAACAAAAUUCAAUGUCUCAGUCGAACGUAUAGGCUGAUUUCUCUGUAAUUUCCAUGAAAGAUAGAUAAACUCUUACCACAAUUCACUGCAUAUCAAAAGUUGUCAAUUUAUGCUCAAGUCUAAACCAUUCAGGUUACACAGUAUAUCAAAUGCUUUGAUUCGCAUUUUCUUUUACUAUAUUUUGUCCACUACACACAAUGAUUAAAAAAUGAGAAUGGACCUAUCUUUCAGAGCAUUUAUUUAUUAGUAUUAUUUUAUAAAAUUAUUAUGUUUUAAAGAAAGAGACUUUGAAGAAGACGACUUAGCAAAGACCAAAACCAAGAAAUUACAUAGGAACAAGCCAAGAAGGUACUUACAGAAUUUAUUUUGCUUGUAAUAUAUUACAACCUCUGAAACAUCAUCUUUCUUGCAAACUCUACUCGAUCUCCAAUCAUGGAAGAUUGUCGAUUCGAGACGAGUGAGUUACAAGCGUCGUUGAUGAUGUCGACACCGUUAUUUACCGAUUCUUGGAGUUCAUGCAACGCCGCCAAUUGCGAUGGCAGUAUAAAGAUCCAGCUCAUCGCCGGAAUUACGUACGUUGCUAUACCGGCGGUGCCGAUGAUUCAGUUGGGGGAUCUUGUGGGCUUGCCAGUCGCCGGAGAUUUUCUUUUCCCCGGCUUAUCCUCCGAUGAGCAUCUGCCUAUGGUCGACGCUGCCAUACUUAAUCUCUUUUUUCAAUUAAAGAUCAAGGAAGUAUUGGAAUUGGAAUUGGUAGGAAGAAAGCUGGUGGUGAUAACCGGCCAUUCAACCGGCGGCGCAGUGGCCGCUCUCACCGCACUUUGGCUUCUAUCUCAAACUUCUCUGCCGUCAUUCCGCGUUUUUUGCAUCACCUUUGGCUCUCCUCUGCUCGGAAACCAAUCUCUCUCUACCUCAAUUUCACGAUCACGUUUAGCACAUAACUUCUGCCACGUGGUUUCCAUCCACGACCUCAUUCCUAGAAGCAGCAAUGAACAAUUCUGGCCCUUUGGAACUUUUCUCUUCUGUUCCGACAAUGGAGGUGUCUGUCUAGACAACGCUGAUUCUGUUCGUCGGAUGUUUCAUAUCCUCAACGCCACGGGAACUCCAAACAUCGAGGAACAUCAGAGGUACGGACACUAUGUGUUCACACUUUCUCACAUGUUUCUUAAAUCUAGAAGCUUUCUUGGUGGGAAUAUCCCCGACAAUAGCUACCAAGCUUGUGUUGCGUUAGCCGUUGAAGCUCUAGGUUUCUCUAAUGAUGACACAAGUGGUGUAUUAGUCAAGGAAUGUAUAGAAACAGCUACAAGAAUUGUUCGGGCUCCGAUUCUGAGGUCAGCCGCAUUAGCCAAUGAUCUUGCUAGUGUCUUGCCAGCAAGACUUGAGAUUCAAUGGUACAAAGAUCGUUGCGACGCAUCAGAAGAGGAGCUCGGUUACUACGAUUUCUUCAAACGAUAUUCGUUGAAACGAGACUUUAAGGUGAACAUGAGUCGCAUAAGACUAGCUCAGUUUUGGGACAAAGUGGUUGAAAUGGUGGAGACGAAUGAGUUACCUUUUGAUUUUCAUCUAGGAAAGAAAUGGGUUUACGCGUCUCAAUUUUAUCAACUCUUAGCCGAGCCACUCGACAUUGCGAAUUUCUACAAAAACAGAGAUAUAAAGAGUGGUGGACAUUACUUGGAUCAGGGGAAUAGACCUAAAAGGUAUGAGGUGAUUGAUAAAUGGCAGAAAGGAGUUGCAAAGCCCGAGAAGUGUGAGAGAAGCAUAUACACGAGCACUACGCAAGAUACUUGCUUUUGGGCUAAGCUUGAAGAAGUAAAAGAGUGUUUGGAUGAGGUGAUAAAAGAGAGUAGUGAUGCGCAGAGGCGAUCUUUGUUAUGGGAAAAGAUUGUUCGGUUUGAGAGAUAUGCGAAUACAUUGGUGAAGAAGAAGGAGGUUUCUAAGGAUGUUAAGGCGAAGAAUUCGAGUUAUAGUGUGUGGGUGGAAAAUCUGAGAGAGUUCAAGGUCAAAAUGGGUUAUGUAAAUGAAAUUGAGAUGGUUGAUGAGAGUGACGCAAUGGAGACUUCGUAGGAUUAAUAGCAAAUCUAAUGUUUGAUAUAUGCUAUAUAACAAUCUGUAUCAUUGUUGUUCAUCAUGUUUAUGCAAAAGACUUUCUGUUCUAUUUUAAAACAAUAAUUAUCAUUAAUGUUCAACAAGUUUCUGCAA
Arabidopsis lyrata subsp. lyrata is the source of this 2285-nucleotide messenger RNA. RefSeq names its product lipase-like PAD4. The coding region runs from base 522 to 2150 and encodes 542 amino acids. The record is from RefSeq and is a predicted model, not a curated record. Gene Ontology annotation, biological process: lipid metabolic process. NCBI's taxonomy places the organism in Eukaryota, Viridiplantae, Streptophyta, Magnoliopsida, Brassicales, Brassicaceae. The transcript has 2 exons.